CACGCACACAUACACACACACACACACGCACACACACACACACACACACACACGGCGCGCAUAGACACACGCUCCCUCCCUCCGGGCUCCACUCCACGCCGCCAGCCGCGCACGCAGCCGGCCUCGGCUCCCCGCGCCCCGAGCCCGCCGCCGAGCGAAGCCGGGCUGGGCUCCGAGGUGCUCAUGGAGAAAGUGCCGGGCGAGAUGGAGAUCGAGCGCAGGGAGCGGAGCGAGGAGCUGUCCGAGGCGGACAGGAAGGCGGUGCAGGCUACGUGGGCCCGGCUGUAUGCCAACUGCGAGGACGUGGGGGUGGCCAUCCUGGUGAGGUUCUUUGUGAACUUCCCAUCAGCCAAGCAGUACUUCAGCCAGUUCAAACACAUGGAGGAGCCCCUGGAAAUGGAGCGGAGCCCCCAGCUGCGGAAGCACGCCUGCCGGGUUAUGGGAGCCCUCAACACUGUUGUGGAGAACCUGCAUGACCCCGACAAGGUGUCCUCUGUGUUGUCCCUUGUCGGCAAGGCCCACGCCCUCAAGCACAAAGUGGAGCCUGUGUACUUCAAGAUCCUCUCUGGGGUCAUCCUGGAGGUGAUCGCCGAGGAGUUUGCCAAUGACUUCCCACCCGAGACGCAGAGAGCCUGGGCCAAGCUGCGUGGCCUCAUCUACAGCCACGUGACCGCUGCCUACAAGGAAGUGGGCUGGGUACAGCAGGUCCCCAACACCACCACCCCACCGGCCACGCUGCCCUCUUCGGGGCCAUAGGACCCCUCCCAGCUCCCCCCUCCCUGGCAGCACUCUGAGCAGAAGGCUGAGUUUUGAAGACCCUCCUUGACCUUCCAUUUCUGGGUGCCAAGGAAGCUGGAGGAAUCCCCGACUUGACUUCCCCAAAAGGAGGCCUUUGCUGCGGCCGCAGUCCCCUGAGCUGCUGGGAGGCAGUGCUGGCUGUCUGGAUGCUGACCCCAGCACAGGAGGGUGGGCAGAGACCCUUCUGCGUCACGGGGGAGGAGGGCGCCCGCUCUUCUUAGCUUUUCUAUUCGCUGUUAGAGAAGGGGCCAAGCGCAAGUGGCUAGCAGGAAGCAGUCACUUCAGAAGGAACUAACCCAGCUUCAUUCUGCUGACCAGCAUGCAGGUUCACCUCACAUCUCUAGAGUAUCACACACGUCUACCAUAUAUACAGAUAUAUUCUAUAUACAAGCUAUAUAAAAAUAUAUACAUAUAUACGUACAUAUCUAUCAUGUGUACCUACGAACCCAGAAACCUCGGUCUUGCCCAGCUGUGGAGGGCUGGAAGGGAUCCUGGUCAUGCUUCUGGGCAGACAGCUGUAUGGGAAACAGGAGAAAGUCCUACAUCAGCACAGAGGAGGGGCAGGUUAGAGAGUUGGGGUGACCCAACUUGCCAGAACGGCCCAGCCCACUCUGAUCAGCUCUCCCACUUCUUGAUUCUUAGAGUUGUUUAAAAAAAAAAUCUAGCUUGCCACAUGUGGUGGUAUACAUCUGUAAUGCCAGCACUCAGGAGGCAGAGGCAGGAGGAUCACUGUAAGUUUGAGGCCAGCCUGGUCUACAUAGCAAAUUCCAGGCUAGCCAGGGCUGAAUGGAGAGACCCUGUUUCAAACAAAGCAAACAAACCCAAAAGAUCUGGCUCCCCCGCCCUCCCCCAAGAGGGUUUGGCUGACUGACUUGUCCUAGAAAGGCAACAGCCAGGGUAAAUGAGGGCUCAGAAAAAUCCCAACAGGAUGGCCACCAGGGGGCGAGGCCUCAGUAAACAGCCCUGGAAUGCCAACCUGCCCACUUCAACUAGCAGCAUGGCAAGCGGACCAGGGGCCACAGUCUUACUCCUUAGCUGAAACCCAGGACCUCCCACUCCUGCCCUCCAUCUGGCCACCAGUCAGUCCUCUUCAUCUAUCCUAUCAACCUCACUGGGGACCCCCGUGUGUGCCCCUUGGUCACAUGUAUCGUCCUAGAGGAUGUCUUGCUGCUGUGGCUCCUGUGCCUGAAUCUGCUCCCGUCCCACCCUCGUGCAGCCUCCCUGUUACCGCCCGACCUUUUGUAGUUUCUGAUGUCCGUAACCAGACCCAGCUGUGUCAUUAAACUGACUGUUCUUCCUGUA
This is a messenger RNA of Nannospalax galili (Upper Galilee mountains blind mole rat), 2100 nucleotides long. RefSeq names its product cytoglobin (gene Cygb). Gene Ontology annotation, biological process: oxygen transport. Gene Ontology annotation, molecular function: oxygen binding; heme binding; iron ion binding. Bases 184 to 756 code for a protein of 190 amino acids. Lineage: Eukaryota; Metazoa; Chordata; Mammalia; Rodentia; Spalacidae. The record is from RefSeq and is a predicted model, not a curated record. The transcript is spliced from 4 exons.